Molecule: messenger RNA, 963 nt
Organism: Ambispora gerdemannii
Lineage: Eukaryota; Fungi; Glomeromycota; Glomeromycetes; Archaeosporales; Ambisporaceae
Source: the annotation of a GenBank genome assembly
AUGUUUUACGAUUUGAAUAUUGUCUACCCAGUAACUCAAUCCAAUUUGAAUACUGGGAUGAAUCCUCAGGUUGAGCCUCGAAAGAUCGGCUAUCAAGUAGUCGCGUACAAUUACAUUGUUUCAGGCAAAAAAUCCGCUAAAAUGGCAAACCCUAUAAAGAAAAUUGAAGCAUAUGAUAUACAUGCAACUGCGUCUGUUCCCUCAUCGUCUUCUUUACUCAAUAAUAAAAAAUCUCUGGCAAUACAACAAUUGACGCGCUUAACAGUUAUUAUUGAUGAUCCUUCUCAAAAUUACAAUAUAAUAAUAUCAACAUAUGAUGUUCUCGCAGUGCAACCAAUGAAUGAAAAGUUAUUCCAGACGGCUUGCAACAAUUACGAUGUGGAUAUAAUUUCACUAGAGCUUGGAACGCGUUUGCCAUUCUAUUUGAAACACGGGACUUUGGCGAAAGCAAUUGAACGUGGUAUUUAUUUUGAAAUAUGUUAUGCGCCUGCAAUUCGAGAUUCAACUUCGCGUCGUCAUUUAAUAAGUAACGCCCAAAAUCUUGUCAGAGUAACACGUGGAAAGAAUCUUAUUAUUUCUAGUGGAGCACAAAAGGCAAUGGAAUUACGUGGGCCUUAUGAUAUUGUAAAUCUAGGCACAAUAAUGGGUAUGAAUCAAGAGGUAUCAAAAGAUUGUAUCUCAACAAAUUGUCGAGCUGUAUUAUAUCGCGCAAUGACCCGUCGGGACAUCCACAAAUCCGUAAUUGCAUCCGCUCCCAUCUCCUCAAUGAAGCCAUAUGAGAUGUGGAAACUUGGAAGAGUUGAAAAUAUGACAAGAGGUCAACAAAGUGAGUCAUCGAAAAAACGAAAGAGGUCAAAGAAGGCGAAAGAAGAGAGUGACGAGGCUGCUAUUCAAAAAGAUGUAGAAAAAGAUGACGACGACGAAUUUAGUGAUGACGGGGAAGCAGAAGUUAUGGAAUUUUAA